AUGACGCAUACGCAAGAGAAACCAUAUGCAUGUAAAUUUUGUAACAAACCCUUUUCGGAAAAGAGGUAUGUGAUUAGACAUUUACGGACGCAUACGGGUGAGAAAAAGCAUACAUGUGAAUUAUGUAACAUUCACUUUGCAUAUAAGUGUGAUCUCACAAGACAUUUAUAUAAGCAUACGGGAGAGAAACCGUAUACGUGUGAAUUUUGUAAUAAAUCCUUUUCGGAUAAGAGGUAUUUGAAACGUCAUUUACGGACGCAUACGAAAGAAAAAGGGUAUGCAUGCGACGUUUGUUAUAGAGCUUUUUCUCAUAAAUCGAGUUUGAAAAGGCAUUUAUUUAGGCAUACGGGUGAGAAAUCGUAG
This is a messenger RNA of Argiope bruennichi, 363 nucleotides long. RefSeq names its product protein krueppel-like. The record is from RefSeq and is a predicted model, not a curated record. Gene Ontology annotation, biological process: regulation of transcription by RNA polymerase II. Gene Ontology annotation, molecular function: RNA polymerase II cis-regulatory region sequence-specific DNA binding; DNA-binding transcription factor activity, RNA polymerase II-specific. Gene Ontology annotation, cellular component: nucleus. Bases 1 to 363 code for a protein of 120 amino acids. Lineage: Eukaryota; Metazoa; Arthropoda; Arachnida; Araneae; Araneidae. The transcript has a single exon.